UUUGAGUGUGGGCAAGGACACAGGGGCCCCAUGAUCCCCUUUAGCCCAUGAGUUGUCAGUCCGCCCCUGGUCUGAGUAUGAGUAAUGCGUAUAGAUGAAGUGACCAACAACAGAUUCUACAAUGGGUUAAUUCUCUGCAUUGAUCCUGACAUCUCUGAUCCUCCCAUUCUUCCACUGUCCCCCUCUUAUCUCCUGCUAAGGCAUAUGGUGUGGAGACACUCUGCACAUGCUCAGUUUGGUGUGUAUUGCUAGAGAGCGUUUUUUUUUUCUUGGGAGAGUGCAU
Molecule: messenger RNA, 283 nt
Organism: Staurois parvus
Lineage: Eukaryota; Metazoa; Chordata; Amphibia; Anura; Ranidae
Source: the annotation of a GenBank genome assembly